Messenger RNA from Hypomesus transpacificus, 1023 nucleotides. RefSeq names its product mediator of RNA polymerase II transcription subunit 13-like. The record is from RefSeq and is a predicted model, not a curated record. Gene Ontology annotation, cellular component: mediator complex. Gene Ontology annotation, biological process: regulation of transcription by RNA polymerase II. The coding region runs from base 223 to 1023 and encodes 266 amino acids. NCBI's taxonomy places the organism in Eukaryota, Metazoa, Chordata, Actinopteri, Osmeriformes, Osmeridae. The transcript has 3 exons. Gene Ontology annotation, molecular function: transcription coregulator activity.
CUCGCACACCACACGCCACCUAGUGGUGGUGUGUUUGACUGCACCGGCCAGACUCCAGUUUCCCGGUCGAGCAGUUUCUGAGUCUGGGGUCAGGACCAAGUGUCGAGUUCUCCAUCUGUGUUUAGCGUCGACAGCUGUCUGCGCACACAGUUCUAGCCCGAAUAGUAUGGAUCAGGGAGUCUAAACUGUUGUUAACAUUAGCGGUGGGAAUCCCAUGGCGCUAUGGUUCUGCUGGUGUCACUCCAUAACCCCACCCUCUCUUCCCACCCUUCCCCACCCUUCCCCCAUCCAGGUUCGGCAGACCUGCACCUGCAGAUGUUCCCCACGCCGCCCUCCCUGGAGCAGCACAUCAUGGGCUACUCCCCCAUGAACAUGGGCAGCAAGGAGUACGGCAGCAUGGAGGCCGGCACGGGCCUCACCUCCCUGGACGGCACGUCGGCCCUGGGGGGCCACUUCAAGAUCGAGGUGGAGGAGAGCUUCUGCAGUCCCAAGCCCUCGGAGGUCAAGGACUUCUCGUUCGUGUACAAGCCCGAGCUGUGCCAGGCGUUCGUGGGCUGCUCCAUGUUCGCCCCCCUCAAGACCCUGCCCAGCCAGUGUCUGCCCCCCAUCAAGCUGCCGGACGAGUGCAGCUACCGGCCCAGCUGGACGGUGGGCAAGCUGGAGCUGCUCGCUCCUGCGCCCGCCAUGACCUUCCUCAACAAGGACAGCAACAUCCCCAGCGUGGGCAGCGCCAUGGACCAGGACUACAGUCAGAGCUACACCCCCCAGACCCACACCCCCUUCAUGUCCAACAGCGCCCCGCCCAGCAACAGCAACGCCGGCAUCCUGCCCUCGCCGGCCACGCCGCGCUUCUCGGCCCCCACGCCGCGCACCCCUCGCACGCCCCCGCACGCCCCGCGGGCCCGCCAGCGUCCAGGGCUCGCUCAAGUACGAGAACUCGGACCUGUACUCGCCCGCCUCCACGCCGUCCACGUGCCGGCCCCUCAACUCGGUGGAGCCGGCCACCGUGUCCUCCGUCCCUGA